Molecule: messenger RNA, 1320 nt
Organism: Spodoptera litura
Lineage: Eukaryota; Metazoa; Arthropoda; Insecta; Lepidoptera; Noctuidae
Product: carbonyl reductase [NADPH] 1
Molecular function (GO): carbonyl reductase (NADPH) activity
Source: RefSeq, a predicted model, not a curated record
UUCGUUCACUGUGUUUGAGCAGUUCAUCGGAACGAAUCGCUCCGGAGUUACUCAAGCCUAAUGUCAAAAUUACCGGAUAAACGAAAUGUCAUUUAGGCGCAUUGAUAAAAUAAAUAUUUAUUUUUACAAUUUAAACGUAGUAUUUUCUACGUAAUUAAUAAUAAGUUUCUAAAUUUCUACGUACAAAAUGGAAACCAAAGUAGCAAUAGUAACUGGAGGCAACAGGGGGAUAGGAUUCGAAAUAGUGAAAGGGCUGUGCCAAAAGUUUGAUGGUGUUGUGUAUCUUACGGCAAGAAAUGAAGAGAGAGGUCAACAAGCCGUAAAGAAAUUAGAAGAAUUAGGCCUAAAACCGUUGUUUCACAUACUGGAUGUUACAUGCGAGAAAAGCAUCGAAGAUUUGGCUAAACAUAUUUCUACACAUCACUCUGGCAUUGAUGUUUUGGUAAACAACGCUGGCAUUCUAGACUUCGACAAAGCUAUUUCUUCAUAUGAAGACGCGAAGAAACUUAUCGAUACCAACUUUACGAGUUUAUUGACUAUAUCAAGAAUACUCUACCCUCUUCUUACAAAUACCGCCCGAAUAAUAAAUAUUAGCAGUGACUGGGGCUUACUGUCCAAUAUUCGCAAACAAGUAUGGCUAGACAGGCUGGUAAAAGAUGAUCUUACUGUUGAACAAAUUUUGGAGUUUGUCAAUGAGUUUUUAAAUGCAGCCAAAAUGGGAAAAAGUGCAUUUUUUUCCAUAGCGGGCAAAUAUGGAGAUUAUAAAGUGUCAAAAGUGGCUAUGUCUGCAUUAACUUUUGUUCAGCAAAGACAAUUCCGUGAAGAAGGUAAAGACAUUUCUAUAAACUGUGUCCACCCUGGAUUUGUGAUGACUGAUAUGACCAAAGGCAUGGGUGACUUUACCCCAGAACGAGGUGCAAAGGCUCCAUUGUACUUGGCACUGGAAGCACCUCAGUCACUAAAAGGAUCAUUUAUAUGGCAUGAUUGUCAUCAUGUUAACUGGGAUGACUAAGGAUGUAAUAGCUUUUUAAAUUGUUAGUGUUACAACCAUGUUACUCCUGUGAUAUCAGUGUCACAUGCACUUUAAACUAAAAUACAUAAUUUCUUUUAAUAAGCAUGUUUUCUUUUGUUACUUAGUAUUUAUGAUAUAUAUCUAUCUAUAUUUUCCUAAAUGGAGGUUGUGAAUCAUUUAAAUAACAGCUUAAAUUUUGUUCAAUGAAAUUCUUAAAACCAUUUGAUUUUUAUAAGACACAUCAUAAUUUGUGAAAUGAUGGUGUUGUAAACUUAUUUGUUAGUGAAAAAUAUAAAAAAUUAAAUCAA